This is a messenger RNA of Spodoptera frugiperda (fall armyworm), 1236 nucleotides long. RefSeq lists its product as uncharacterized. The record is from RefSeq and is a predicted model, not a curated record. The transcript has a single exon. Bases 1 to 1236 code for a protein of 411 amino acids. NCBI's taxonomy places the organism in Eukaryota, Metazoa, Arthropoda, Insecta, Lepidoptera, Noctuidae.
AUGGGUGAUGUAGAAAAGACUUUUGAUUUAUUUAACUCGAGUGGUGAUGAACAAUCAGUGAAUGCAGUUGAUGGUGAUAUAUGUGAGAGAAGUGCUGAAUCAACGGAGUUACUGAGAAUUCCGGAGAAAAGAAUGAGGUCCGAAAGUGAUGAAAUAGUUGAAGAUGAUGAUGGCUUUGUAACAGUUAGAAAAGGCAAGAAAAGGCUUUCAAGGAGAUUAUCGGAAAAGAAUACAGAAAAUGAACAGGAACAUAAUAAAGAAUCAGAGGGUACCGACAAAAUUAUCGUCAGUGUCACGUCCAAGGAGAUUUUACCCAAACAAUUUGGUUUAGCAAAAAAAUUAAGAACUGAAAAAAUUGAUAAUAUCCUGAAAAUAUCUUAUAAGAACCCCUACAAAGUACUAAUUGAAUUUGAAGAUAAAACAAAUGCACAGAAGUUAGUAAAUUGUGAAAGUUUUCAUGCUUUAGGUUAUAGAUGCCAAUUCAUGAAUGAAAUAAGUUUAUGUUACGGGGUUGUGAAGAAUAUAGAUUUGGACAUAGAAGACAAAGAGUUUCAGGAUAGUUUAGAAUGUGAGUACCAGGUAGUUUCUGUUAGACGUUUAAAAAGGUUAACUGACACAGGAGGAUGGAUAAAUAGCGAGUCUGUACGGCUAUGUUUCAAAAGCUCCACUUUGCCCCCAUAUGUCUGUAUAUAUGGGUACAGGUUUAAAGUGGAGCCAUACACCUUUCCGGUGACGCAAUGCUCGGCAUGCUGGCGUUAUGGUCACCCAUUAAAAAUGUGUCCAUCAAAAAAGAAUUUAUGUCCCAAGUGUGGUGAAGAACACGCUAACUGCGAAACUAAAGAGUAUAAAUGUUUAAAUUGUAAAGGAGCACACAUGGCGCUAGAUAAAUCCUGCCCUAUUUUUUUAAAAGAAAAGGCGAUACGAAACAUAAUGUGUCAAGAAAAUUGUACGUACGGGAAAGCAUUGUCACUUUAUAUAAACAAAGCCAGAACAACAAGGGAGCUAAAUAAUGUGUAUCAACUCAACUCAAAUAAACCGACAAAUAAGACCUCUUACACUACUAUUGAUUCCAAUAAAAAGAGUUUUAGAGACGUGCUUAUGACCAAUGUAUCGAACAGCAAUAUACAACAAAGCAGUUCAAAUUCUGAAGAGAACAUGGAUAGUGACAAAGAAAAGGACAAAAAUCAUAUACCCUCCCCGAUUUUAGGCAAAAACAGGUCCAAGAAGAACGAAUAG